Molecule: messenger RNA, 2181 nt
Organism: Lacerta agilis (Sand lizard)
Lineage: Eukaryota; Metazoa; Chordata; Lepidosauria; Squamata; Lacertidae
Gene: PAPSS2
Product: 3'-phosphoadenosine 5'-phosphosulfate synthase 2
Exons: 13
Coding region: 97-1971 (624 amino acids)
Biological process (GO): 3'-phosphoadenosine 5'-phosphosulfate biosynthetic process; sulfate assimilation
Molecular function (GO): sulfate adenylyltransferase (ATP) activity; ATP binding; adenylylsulfate kinase activity
Source: RefSeq, a predicted model, not a curated record
AGCAGCCCGCGGGAGCCAGCCGCUUGCUUGCCUUCCUGCCCGCCACUCCACCCCGUCACUGCUGCCAGGAGCCGAGGGAGCCGCGAAGCCGGCGACAUGUCCGACAGCAAGAAGCAAAGGAUGAAUCUCCAUAGGUCAACCAAUGUGGUCUACCAAGCUCACCACGUUAGCAGGAGUAAGAGAGGGCAAAUCGUGGGCUCAAGAGCUGGCUUUCGAGGCUGUACAGUGUGGCUUACAGGUCUUUCUGGUGCUGGCAAGACAACCAUUGGGUUUGCACUCGAAGAGUACCUUGUGUCUCAUGGCAUCCCUUGCUACUCCCUUGAUGGGGAUAAUAUUCGUCACGGCCUCAACAAAAACCUUGGCUUCUCUGCUGAUGACCGAGAAGAAAAUAUCCGCCGCGUUGCUGAAGUUGCCAGGCUGUUUGCUGAUGCCGGACUUGUUUGCAUAACAAGUUUCAUUUCUCCAUUCUCAAAGGACCGCCAGAAUGCAAGAAACAUUCAUGAGACAGCUGGACUUCCUUUCUUUGAAAUCUUUGUGGAUGCUCCCCUGAAUAUUUGUGAGAGCAGGGAUGUGAAAGGCCUUUAUAAAAAAGCACGAGCUGGAGAAAUAAAAGGAUUCACUGGAAUUGACUCAGAUUAUGAGAAACCAGAAGCGCCUGAAAUUGUGCUGAAAACCAACGUAUAUUCUGUCAUUGAAUGCAUCCAGCAGAUUGUGGAGCUCUUGCAAGAUCAGAACAUUGUUCCGCCAACUGCGAUCAAAGAUGUCCUUGAACUGUUUGUCCCUGAAAAUAAUGUUGAACAAGCUCGGGCUGAAGCCAAUACACUGCCUUCUGUGAAGAUUACCAAGUUGGAUCUACAGUGGGUUCAAGUCCUAAGUGAAGGUUGGGCCAGCCCAUUGAAAGGGUUUAUGCGGGAGAAAGAAUACUUGCAAGUUAUCCAUUUUGGCACCUUGCUUGAUGAAAGGGGAAGAGUUGAUAUAUCCGAGCUUGAUGUCGUUAUUAACCUGACCAUUCCAAUUGUACUACCAAUAACUGCGGAAGACAAGAAACGCCUGGAAGGAUGCAAUGCGUUUACACUGGAGUACAAUGGGCGGAGAGUGGCCAUACUGCAAAAUCCAGAAUUUUUUGAGCACAGGAAAGAAGAACGUUGUGCACGUGUUUGGGGGACCACAUGUGCAAAGCACCCGCAUGUAAAGAUGGUGAUGGAAAGCGGAGACUGGUUGGCUGGUGGAGACCUCCUUGUAUUAGAGAGAAUUAAGUGGAAUGAUGGGCUGGACCAAUACCGCUUGACACCCUUGGAGCUGAGACAGAAGUUUACAGAAAUGAAUGCUGAUGCGGUGUUUGCUUUCCAGCUGCGCAACCCUGUGCACAACGGACAUGCCCUGCUGAUGCAGGAUACCAAACGGCGCCUCCUUGAGAGGGGCUAUAAGCAUCCUGUGCUGCUCUUGCACCCGCUCGGGGGAUGGACCAAGGAUGAUGAUGUGCCUCUCGAGUGGCGCAUGAAGCAGCAUGCUGCAGUGCUGGAGGAGCAUGUGCUGGAUCCAAAGUCCACCGUUGUGGCCAUUUUCCCUUCUCCAAUGUUGUAUGCUGGACCAACAGAGGUCCAGUGGCACUGUCGGGCUCGGAUGAUUGCUGGAGCCAAUUUCUACAUUGUGGGCCGAGAUCCGGCAGGUAUGCCUCACCCAGAGACCAAGAAAGAUCUGUACGAACCCACACAAGGUGGGAAGGUGCUCAGCAUGGCUCCAGGACUGAACUCUGUGGAAAUCAUUCCCUUCCGAGUAGCAGCAUACAGCAUAGUACAAAAGGAGAUGGUCUUCUAUGAUCCGGACAGGCACAAUGAAUUUGACUUUAUUUCUGGCACACGCAUGAGGAAGCUGGCUCGUGAAGGUGAAAACCCCCCUGAAGGAUUCAUGGCGCCGAAAGCUUGGAAAGUGUUAACUGAGUACUACAUGUCACUGGGAAAAAAUAAUUAAUUUUCCUUUUAUCCAAGUGCGUCUUGGGUUUUUAAGGAUGGGCUCUUUCAAUUGAUUUAUUUGCUGUUCUACAUCUUCUACUUUGAAAUUUCCUGCUGUUUGUGGGCAUUUUCUUCCCAGCUUUUCCCCCUCUGAAGUUACUAGGAAAUUUCCUCUUAAUUUCGAAGGAAAGCCAUAGAAGAGAUUUUAUUGUACAUAUAUAUAUAUAUA